AUGGAAGCCGUGGACACUACCAAACGCCUGUCUAGCUUGCGGCAGUUGAUGCAAGAGCACAAAGUUGAUGUAUACAAGUUUAUUUCCGGGUUUUCUGGCUCCGCUGGAACCGCUAUCAUUUCACUGAAGGAAGCGGCGCUUUCGACCGAUGGCCGGUACUUCAACCAAGCGGCGAAACAGCUUGACAACAACUGGACUCUAUUGAAGCGCGGGGUGGAGGGUGUCCCAACCUCACAAGAAUGGAUAACUCAGCAAGCCGAGGGUGGUAAAGUGGUCGGAGUUGAUCCGGCUUUAAUCACAGGAGCGGCCGCCCGCAGCCUUUCUGAUGCCCUACAAAAAAGUGGUGCUUCAUUAAUCGGGGUCUCUCAGAACCUUGUUGAUUUGGUCUGGGGCAGCGAGCGCCCUGCUCCGCCGCGGGAGAAGGUCAAGGUCCAUCCUGAGAAGUAUGCAGGAAAGAGCUUUCAAGAGAAAGUUAGCGACCUGCGGAAGGAACUUGAGAGCAAGAAGGCAGCCGGUUUUGUUAUCUCCAUGCUUGAUGAAAUUGCCUGGCUGCUGAACUUGAGGGGAAGCGACAUUCCCUACAAUCCGGUCUUUAUCUCCUAUUGCAUUGUCACCCCCACCACCGUCGAGCUCUAUAUUGACGAUGAGAAGCUGACAUCUGAGGUGAAAGCCCACCUUGGAGAUGAUGUGGUCAUAAAGCCUUAUGAUUCUAUCUUUGCAGACGCCAAAGCACUUUUCGAAGCGAAGAAGCAGGAUCCCGAAGCCCCAACUUCCAAGUUCCUUGUUUCGAACAGAGCUUCCUGGGCUCUCAACCUGAGCCUAGGAGGCGAAGACCAUGUUGAUGAGAUUCGCAGCCCUAUUGGCGACGCUAAGGCCGUGAAGAACGAUGUCGAAUUAGCUGGUAUGAGGGCUUGUCAUAUUCGUGACGGUGCUGCCUUGAUCGAGUAUUUUGCCUGGCUCGAAAACGAACUGGUUAACAAAAAGACCACUUUGGAUGAAGUCGACGCAGCUGAUAAGCUGGAGCAACUCAGGUCCAAGCAGGAGCUGUUUGCAGGCCUCUCCUUCGACACUAUCUCCUCAACUGGCCCUAACGGAGCUGUCAUCCACUACAAACCCGAGAAGGGAAGCUGCUCCGUCAUCGACCCCAACGCUAUCUACCUGUGCGAUUCUGGUGGCCAGUAUUUCGAUGGCACUACAGAUGUCACGAGAACUUAUCACUUUGGUCAGCCUACCGAGCUUGAAAAGAAAGCUUUUACAUUAGUUCUCAAGGGAUGCAUUGGGCUCGACGCUGCUGUCUUCCCGAAAGGCACGAGCGGAUUUGCACUUGAUGUCCUCGCUCGGCAACACCUGUGGAAGGAGGGCCUUGACUUCCUGCACGGAACAGGUCACGGAAUUGGCUCAUACUUGAAUGUACACGAGGGCCCCGUAGGCAUCGGUACCCGUGUUCAAUACACCGAGGUGCCCCUAGCACCUGGAAACGUUAUUUCAGACGAACCCGGCUUUUACGAGGACGGCAAGUUCGGAAUCCGCAUUGAGAACGUUGUUAUGGUGCGCGAGGUCCAGACUACUCACAAGUUUGGUGAAAGGCCAUGGCUGGGCUUUGAGCAUGUCACAAUGUGCCCCAUCGGCCAGAACCUGAUUGAGCCAUCGCUUCUGAGCGACUCCGAGAUGAAGUGGUUGAAUGAUUACCAUGCGGAGGUGUGGGAGAAGACCCAUAAGUACUUUGAGAACGAUGAACUCACUCGUAAGUGGCUUCAACGGGAGACUCAGCCAAUCUCCAAAUAA
Molecule: messenger RNA, 1785 nt
Organism: Aspergillus mulundensis
Lineage: Eukaryota; Fungi; Ascomycota; Eurotiomycetes; Eurotiales; Aspergillaceae
Gene: ampp
Product: aminopeptidase P
Exons: 9
Coding region: 1-1785 (594 amino acids)
Molecular function (GO): metalloaminopeptidase activity
Source: RefSeq, a predicted model, not a curated record